Molecule: messenger RNA, 2548 nt
Organism: Papilio polytes (common Mormon)
Lineage: Eukaryota; Metazoa; Arthropoda; Insecta; Lepidoptera; Papilionidae
Exons: 16
Coding region: 91-2487 (798 amino acids)
Biological process (GO): cilium movement; cilium assembly
Cellular component (GO): motile cilium; extracellular exosome
Molecular function (GO): protein binding
Source: RefSeq, a predicted model, not a curated record
GACGAAUUGUACGUUAAAGUACGACUGCAGCCCGUGGCGCAAAUAUCAGUUCUAAAUGCAAUCAGUUGGGACAACCUCCCACUUCUCACUAUGAAGCUCUCCGUGGACAGAGAUCCAAUGAACGAUGAACAUCAUAAUGUUCUCGCUAAAGCUAAUUAUUUUAAAUUAACACUAAUCGGCUGCUACAAUAUAACGAAUGCAUUUACUGAUUUCAAUUUUGUAGCUGCUUCAAAAACAACCAUGAAUAAUGAAAAGGGUAAUAUUGUGACCAAAUUCUACGAUGGAUACAAAGAACCAAAAGGAUUUUCCGGCGUAAGCUUUUUUCCUAAAUGGGAAACUAUGCGUUUUCAAUCAAAUGUCAACGCACAAUAUUUCGAAAAAUUUAAUUGUACAAUAGAAAACAUACAAAACGAAGCAAACAUUGAUUUGAAGAAAUAUUUUCAGAAAUCCACAAGCAAUGUAAUAUGGGCUUCGUUUCAUCGAACGCUUCUGCUGAAGAGUACAGAACAAUCGUUCCUGGACUUCAUACGUCAAUACAGUUGGCCAUUUGAACUUUAUGCUUUCGACAAUAACGUUGAUUAUUCUUUAAUGGCUUUUCUGGAUUUGUUUAGACUACUCUAUCCUGGAGAGGAUACAAUUCGCAUGGCAGUGCCCCUGAAAUGGUUGGAUGAAGCACUAAUGAAGGAAAAAUGUAACUGUUAUAAGUUAUUAGAAGUUACAGAAAAAGAUCCCUCUACUAUUAGUAAUGUUAGGAAAUCAAGCAAAGUAAUAUCAGAAGGGACAAUGAAAACUGAUCCAAUACAAGUGACAACAACGGGGAAUGAUGAUACAGAUGCCUUCGUUGUUUUAGAAGUCGCUCUUAAAAAUCCAAUUAGGAAGCCUGCGAUCCCGCCAUAUAUAAGUCCGAUACAAAUAAAUAAAAUGUUAGACGACAUGGAAGGUCAGCAGAUUCAACGAGAGUGCACGGCGAGAGGACAACUUGCCAAAGAUUGGGUGAACGCGGUCAAGAUGGCGGCUAAUGCGCUGCGCAGGAUUUCAUACUAUGGUUCAACCGACUUCUGUACGUUUGACCGUCAGUUCAGCUCGACUCGGACUCGAGUGGAGAUGGUCACGUCGUUUUGCGACGAAGCUGCCGUUUAUGUCAAUAAUAACUUUGUUGCCAGAGAUUUCUUGGAUUCAGAUGACACGUUUAAGGAGUUGACAGUAAUGGCGCACGCAUGCCUUGUGCGGGAGGCUUCCGAUUGCCUGCUGAUGCCUGAGGUGCGGUGGCUGGAGCCCACCCUCAGGGCGGCGCGACACGCUCGCACCUUCCAAGACGUCUACCACGCUGUUGAACUUUAUUUUCAAUGCGUGUCCCAAAAUCCUCGCGACGCAAAUCUUUGGCGCGAGCUUGCGACCUGCCUGCAGGAUCUCGACCAGGAGUGGGCCGAUGUCUGUCUCGACAAGUCAUUAUGUCUCAAUCCAAGACACCCUCUAACGCUACUUUCUAAAGCGUGUAUGCUCUUCAAGAAAGAUCCAGACGCGGCCGAGCCGUUCUUUAUGGGCUUGUUAUUCUUCCAGCCGUUUUGGGUGACUGGGAUGGUUGCAGUCAAUGCUUAUUUCUUGCAUAGAGAAUGUUUUGAAAUGGCUGAUGCGAUUGCAGAGUGCAUUAAAGAUGUACAAAAACAAGGGCUGUCGGAUCAAGUGAAGAUCCCUCGGGCUUGGGAGAACGAGCUGGGCGAUUGGUGGGACGCGACACCGCUACUGCCUGGCAUGAGCUUGUAUUUCGACUCUGCUGAUCUGCUGCUGAGGUUACGAGGUAUCAAAUUAGCAGAAGUUUGUGUAGCUCAAGCACUGCAUACUUGUGGCGACUGUCCUGCCUACUAUCAUCUACUGGCCCUCUGUUGUCGUCUAAAAGGCGACAUUAAUAACGCUCUAUGUCAUAUCCGUGAAGGAAUCAAGAGAUUUGGUGAGAUCAGUUAUUUGAGGACAUUGGAGGCAGAGUGCUAUCACAUGCAGAAAAAUCUUCCAGCCACUAUUGCUUCUUUGAACAUGGCUGAUACGAAUCUUGGCUCUUACAGCGUUCUGCUAGGCAUGAUGAGCAGCAAGUCGGAGCGAUGCCGUUCGUUACUAACAGAGCUGCUGCGUCGACAGCCUAGCGCCUACGCCUGGAUGGCUUAUGCUGAAGAAUGGAUACUGGCAGCUAAAGCAGAAGCAAAGAAAGCAUCACCGAAAGGAGAAGCUCAAGCUAUUGCGUACGCAGUGGUGUGCGCGACGGAGGCCCUCAAGAUAGACAAGCAGGCGGGCGUCGCGUGGGCACUCCUCGCCAGAUUUGUUAAGAAGAACGCGAGGAAAAUUUACUGCAGGAAGAUGGCCGCCGCGUGCGGACACAGCUGGGUGGGUGAGCGCGCCGGCUCACCGUCAGGAUCGCGGCCCGGCUUGUGCCAGAGCGUCGGCAAGGCGCUGCGAGAAUGUCAAUGCCGAAUAUGUGCACACUUAAUACUGUAACAACUAAUUUUAUUGUUUGUUUACUUAUUACUGCUUAUAAAUAAACUUUACUGAAUUGACA